AAGGUGCCUCUUUGCCAAGUUAGCAGGAGUAUUUUGGGCCUCGAUAGCUGUGAAUAAUACAAUACAAUGAUUAUAUUCCAGCAAUUUCUACACCAUUCAUUAAGGGGUUACUUCUAAGGCAGGCCUGCUCAACUUUGGCCCCCCAGCUGUUUUUGUACUACAACUCCCAUAAUCCCUAGCCAUAGCAGCCAAUAGCCGGGAAUUAUGGGAGUUGUAGGCCAACAUCUGCAGGAGGGCCGAAGUUGAGCAGGCCUGGUCUAAGGGAUCUUCAUUCAGAAACCUUUGGCUUUCUGUUAGCAGAAACUGUUCUCGACAGCAAGGAGAAAGUUUAGGGUUGUCAACUCCCUCAUUAAGCAGGAUGUCCCUCAUGUACCCAGAAUGUUGGGGGCAAUAUGCUAAAUCAUUGUAAACCGCUUAGAGAGCUCCGGCUAUAAAGCGGUAUAUAAAUGUAAGUGCUAUUGCUAUUGCUAUUUCAGGGACGAAAGGUUGGUCCCUAUCGGGACAGCAUUUGUCCCUCAUUUAUUCAAUAGCAUAUAAUUUAAUGACAUAUACUUCAAGGAUACUUGGGCUCUUGAUUACCACUGCAUACACCUCCCAGCCCCACAGCCCCCGCCUCGCAGCAAGCCACAAACUUGUGUCCCUCAUGCUGGCAAUGAAAUGUUGGCAAUCUUACUACAACUGUACCCGAUUUGGUUCAUAUUGGUCCAUGUAUUGCAAAAUUGAUAGGACACACACCCGGAAUGUUGGGUAAUCUCAUAAGCCUCCUGGAAAAUAGUCUAAAAACGACUCGUCUCUGGAGCGAGACAGGGCCGAACGCGGGGGGGGGGGGGGGUCCUCCCCGACAUGCGCAGUCCGGCUUAAAGUUUUGAAACCCUGCUUAAAGUUUUGAAACCCUGUCUGGGAGCGAGUGGAGCAGCUUUAACUCUUUCGUGGAUGCCCUCCUCCACUGCCAGCAGGGAAGCUUUUCUGCUGCAGCUGCACAUACAUCCCACGUGGCAUUCCUUUGAGAAGGCAUCCUAGGGUUAAAGCGAGAGAGAUGCAAGUCCUAGAGAGGCAAAAGUGAGGGGGUGGCGGCGGGGCUGACAGACUUGUGAUUGCUGUUUCCGGCCCCCAUUGUUGCCCCAAGAGCUAUUUUUCGGUGUUGGGUGUCCCAGUCCCAGUUGUGUGGCAAAUGGAAAAGAGGGAGACAAUCUCUUGUCAGCAACUAGAAUGGCCUUUCCUUGGAAAACAUCUCCUUGGCUUCACUGUGUAAAACUUGCCUCACAGAACAAAGCAUUGGCUUUGCAAAACUCAGCGGGCCCACCUAAUACAGCCAUUUCUGCUGCAAGGAAGAGUCUGCUGUAAGAAAGAACAACUUUGACCUCAUUGGAGAUGGAAAUGCAAGGCCCGGCUGGCCCAGGAACCUUCUUGGUGGGGAGCAGUGGGGAAUUCUGGGAAAAGACUGUGGAGAAAAUGCAUGAACAUGAAAAUAUGCUCAGUUCAGAUAUCCAGCAGUUCCAGGACCUGGAUGCCAAGGGGCCCCGGAAUGUCUGCAGCCGAUUGCACAGUCUUUGCUGUCAGUGGCUCAAACCAGAGCGCCACACAAAAAACCAGAUCCUGGAUCUGCUGGUCCUGGAGCAGUUCCUGACUGUUCUCCCUCUGGAGAUGAAGAGCUGGAUUAGAGAAUGUGAGCCAGAGACCAGUUCGCAGGCGGUGGCCCUGGCAGAAGGCUUCCUCCUGAGCCAGGAAGAGGACAAGAAGCAGGAAUUGCAGCAGGUGGAUGGGGUCACACUUCCCUGGAAGGAACAGGUGCAGGGGCAGUUAGCAGAAGGGACGGCCAAUGUAUCUGAGGCAGAGAAGGCUCCAUCGGACACCAGACAAAAGCCAUUGUCCAGGGGAAACUCUCAGGAGGGUGACGCAGAUGCCACCUUGCUGGGCCAUGGCAGAGCAGUAGUGAUUUGUCCAAGCUCUUCUGCCCUGGGUAGUGAUGGAGAAAAGGCUUCUAUACGACCAGAUCAGAGUGCUGUGUCUUUUGAUGAGGUGGCUGUGCAUUUCACCGAGGAGGAGUGGGUUCUGCUGGACGCAGACCAAAAAGCCCUGCACAGAGAAGUCAUGGAGGAGACACGUCAGAAUGUGGCCUCUCUGGUUGGUGAUGAGUGGAAGAGCAAGAAUAAGGGAGAACUUUUUAGAACGUUAGUGGAAAGAGUGAAAUGUAAAAAGGAAGGACAGCAGAGAAAGGAAACUGAAAUAAGAAAAGAAAGGAGGAAUGAAUCCACAGCUCUUCAUGCUGGUGACCACCAGGAAACCCCAAUCCAAGGGGAAAUGGACAAAAGAAAUGAAUGGGGAAAGCACCUAAGAGGUGGGGAAAGGUUCCGUUGUAAAUCAAGCCUUAUUUCAAGAGUCAGGAUAGGGGAGAACUCAUUGAAGUGCUUCAGUGGUGGGGGGAAAUUCAGUCAGGACUCAACCCUUAUUCCUCAAAAAAUUCACAGAGAGAAACUAUUUAAAUGUUUGGAAUGUGGGAAGGGUUUCAGACAGAAAUCAACUCUUAGAAUGCAUGAAAGCAUUCACACAGGGGAUAAACCAUUUAAAUGUUUGGUGUGUGAGAGCAGCUUCAGUCAGAGCUCAUAUCUUAAAGAACAUCAAAGGAUCCACACAGGAAAAAAAUCAUACCCAUGGUUGGAGUAUGGGAAGAGCUUCAGAUAUACCUCAGAUCUUAGGAGACACAAAAGUAUUCAAAUGAAGGGGAAAAAAUUUAAAUGUUUGGAGUGUGGGAAGAGCUUCAUUAAGAAGUCAGUUCUUAAAAUACAUGAAAGAAUUCACAUGGAAGAGAAACCAUUUAAAUGUUUGGAGUGUGGGAAGAGAUUCAGUAAGAAGUCAGUUCUUAAAAUACAUGAAAGAAUUCACAUGGAGGAGAAACCAUUUAAAUGUUUGGAGUGUGGGAAGAGUUUCACUCAGAGCUCAUGUCUUACAGUUCAUCAAAGAAUUCACACAGGUGAGAAACCAUUUCAAUGUUUGGAGUGUGGGAAGAGUUUCAGACAGAAGUCAGUUCUUAAAAUACAUGAAAAGAUUCACAUGGAGGAGAAACCAUUUAAAUGUUUGGAGUGUGGGAAGAGUUUCACUCAGAGCUCAUGUCUUACAGCUCAUCAAAGAAUUCACACAGGUGAGAAACCAUUUCAGUGUUUGGAGUGCGGGAAGAGUUUCAAUCAUAACUCAGAUCUUAGGAGACACAGAAGUAUUCACAUGAAGGAGAAACCAUUUAAAUGUUUGGAGUGUGGGAAGAGCUUCAGUUGGAAGUCAGUUCUUAAAAUACAUGAAAAAAUGCACAUGAAGGAGAAACCACUUAAAUGUUUGGAAUGUGGGAAGAGUUUUACUCAGAGUUCAUGUCUUAUAGAUCAUCAAAGAAUUCACACAGGCGAGAAACCAUUUAACUGUUUGCAGUGUGGGAAGAGCUUCAGACAGAAGUCAAUUCUUAAAAUACAUGAAAAAAUUCACACAGGUGAUAAACCAUUUAAAUGUCUAGAGUGUGGCAAGAGCUUCAUUUGGGAGUCAUAUCUUAGGAGACAUAAAAGUAUGCACAUGAAGGAGAAACCAUUUAAAUGUUUGGAGUGUGGGAAGAGUUUUACUCAGAGCUCAUAUCUUACAGUUCAUCAAAGAAUUCACACAGGCGAGAAUCCAUUUCAGUGUUUGGAGUGUGGGAAGAGCUUCAGACAUAAGUCUGUUCUUAAAAUACAUGAAGAAAUUCACAUGGAGGAGAAACCAUUUAAAUGUUUGGAGUGUGGGAAGAGUUUCACUCAGAGCUCAUGUUUUAAAGUUCAUCAAAGAAUUCACACAGGCGAGAAACCAUUUCAGUGUUUGGAGUGUGGGAAGAGCUUCAGCUAUAACUCAUAUCUUAGGAGACACGAAAGUAUUCACAUGAAGGAGAAACCAUUUAAAUGUUUAGAGUGUGGGAAGAGUUUCACUCAGAGCUCAUGUCUUACAGUUCAUCAAAGAAUUCACACAGGCGAGAAUCCAUUUCAAUGUUUGGAGUGUGGGAAGAGCUUCAGUUAUAACUCACAUCUUAGGAGACACAAAAGUAUUCACAUGAAGGAGAAACCAUUUAAAUGUUUGGAGUGUGAGAAGAGCUUCAGUGAAAACAGAUAUUUUAUAGAACAUCAAAGAAUCCACACAGGUGAGAAACCAUUUAAAUGUUUGGAGUGUGGGGAGAGCUUCCGUUUAGGUAGAGCUCUUAGAAGACAUGAAAAAGUUCAUAAAAAUCCUCAUGGGGAUUUGUUCCCCAUCUAAGUGUUCCCAUUUCAUGUGGAAUGACCUCAGUCACAAGUUAGACUGCACUCAGUAUACAAAACCUCCUUCUUACCAUAUAAGCCAUUCAGGCUAAAAACAAUAUAAAUGCUUUGAAUGUGGAAAGGGUUGCAGUUCAGGAACCUAAAAAGGCUUUAAGACGAGAGCUAAGAGGCUUUCCGUUUUCCCUCAUGCUCUAAAAGGAAUGGAAAUGGCUAGUUUAGGUGCCCAUCUUAACUUCCACACCGUGUAAGCUAUAUUAGACCUUCUACAAUGCUGGCUCCACAAAUGAGGCUCCAUGUAUCCACACUUGGCCUUGGUCCUUCAGCUGGACGCUGAGCUGGGAGAGGACAUGGCGCAUCCAGGCAGAAAUUCUAGAAGUUCUGCUUCCCCAGUUGAUUCCUUGAGUUGCACUUGAUGUGUCUCAAUGGAGAGCUGGUAAAAACUGAGCUGUAGCAACCAGAAACUGGCAUACAUCCUUGUAAGAAGAUGUCCACAAGCAGAGGGUUUUAGAGGGUAGGGAAGCAAAGGUUGUCAUAGAAACAGUGCAUGGAAUGUUUGGAACUGUCUUUUUAAAAAAAUGAAUGACAGGUGGUGACAGUUAGGAAGUGGGGAGUGUUGGCAAAAGAGGGACCAGUAAUGAAAGAAGGGAGAGCUCAGUGUGAGAGCUCCUGUAGAAGACUGAGCAAGGGGGUUGUUCAGGGUGUUUUGUAGGAAAGUUUGGGGACGUAUUGAGCAGAGACUGUAGGAGACCAGUGGUGAACUGGAGCAGUACUUUGGGUUUGGAAAGUGGGUUUCAGAACAUGUUUCACAAAUAAUACAAUAUAUACCCCUGUCCUAGACCGCUUAGCAAGCUUAAGGAGGAUGUGUGACAAGGAGGUCACAUAUCAUGCUCAGGAUUGUGCUUCACAAUUGCACAAAAUAGCAACAUUGUAAUGAAGUUCAUGUGCCCUCCUUAGUAGAAAUUCUGCUACAUUUUAAACCAAUAAUAAGCUUCUUCUUCAUAUGGUGGCUGCACAAGAUAAAUUCCAAAACAAUGCACAGGGGCAGUCACAGAAUGAAACAAACAAUAAAGAGGGGAAAUGGAAAUCCCACCGUGACUACAAAACAAAAAAAUGCAGAUAAUCAUGACCAAACACUGAAAAUAUAGAUAAACACUGGAAAUGUAUAUUCAGAAAUAAUAAGCCAGUAAUAAAUAAUCCAUAACAUUAAUAAACAAAAAUCAUGAAUCUAAACUAAAUAAUUCCACAAGAAAAAUAAUAAUAAUGUAUGCAGUAAUAGUCAAACCAGCUGGUAACACAUAAUACACAAAAUGCCUUCUCACAAUGCAGAAUACAUAAAUAAAAGCAUGCGCAAUAACAGUCAAAAGUUAAGGAAGGAGGUGUAACUGAGCCAGGCAAAAAUUGGGCUGCAGGAUGAAAUAGGCAAAGUCAAGUAUCAAAAUGGAAGUGGCAGAUGACAAAAGCACUGUGUCAGACGUGGUCUCAAAAAGAGGUGUGGACGUCCUCAAUGGCGAAAUGCUCAAUACCAUCCGCACAGAAGUGAAGAUGUAAAAUCACAAACAUGCUGAUAGCAGAGAACCCGUCGAGCAUGCUUUCAUAAAUAAGCUGACCUGGAUCAGAGAUAAAGCCCACUGCAUGUCCUUGUGGAGAAGAACAAACUUCAUGAAUCAAUGUCGUUCAUGAAUCAAAGUCGAACGGCUCUUCCAGAUAUGUGCUGUUUCGCCCACAAAGCUUCAUCAGCCUCCAAAACAACAUUAGUACCGGUACCCCAUUUCUUAAGCUUGACACAGUCUUACAGUCCUUUCCGGCAUUGAUGUGCCCUGCUUAGUAGAAAUUCUGUUACCAUUUUAAACCAAUAAUAAACUUCUUUAUAUGGUGGAUGCACAAGAUAAAUUCCAAACAAAAAAAGCGGGGUGGGGGGAACCCUAAUACCUCCAGUGAACAUGCUAAUUCAACCAGUACAAAAUCAAAACAAAACACAUCCUUGCAUUUAGUGUGGGCUUGUGCAUUGGUGUGGAUAUGUGUGUGUUAUAUUUGUUAUGUGCAUUUUUUUCUUGGGUUUGUUAACUUUUGUACAGCAGUUAAUGAGCCAUUAAGUAUGAAAUAUUUGACAUUCCUAAAGUAUUUUUGUGUUAAUAAUACACUGAUCCAUUAAUACAUGCAUUAAUGCAUUAAGACCUGCAUGUCUCUGGUACUAUAACACGCAUUACACUCUUAAGAUCUUUUUUAAGGCAUAGAAUUCCUUACUGCAUAAAUUACCUUAUUGUUGUGGUCAAAAUAAGUGAUCUAUCUGAAUAUUAUAGAGUGGUAUGAAGUGCAUUUACAGAAAUAUUAUUAUUAUUUGUAAAAUAUAAUGAAUCACUUAGUGACUUAAUUAAUUAA
Hemicordylus capensis (graceful crag lizard) is the source of this 6641-nucleotide messenger RNA. RefSeq names its product zinc finger protein 420-like. Gene Ontology annotation, cellular component: nucleus. The transcript is spliced from 6 exons. Gene Ontology annotation, biological process: regulation of transcription by RNA polymerase II. Lineage: Eukaryota; Metazoa; Chordata; Lepidosauria; Squamata; Cordylidae. Gene Ontology annotation, molecular function: RNA polymerase II cis-regulatory region sequence-specific DNA binding; DNA-binding transcription activator activity, RNA polymerase II-specific. The coding region runs from base 1372 to 4260 and encodes 962 amino acids. The record is from RefSeq and is a predicted model, not a curated record.